GAUAAACCGGUUCCCACACAUGCGCCUCCCGACACAGGCACGGUAAGCGAAACCCGGUUUGCGAGGCGUUUUCUAACACAGAGUGAGUUGAUCCCCACCGCAUACCUGAUUCUCGGGGUUUCACCGGCUCAGACUAUGGACGAUAAGCAGCAGCCUGACUUAUCAGUAAAUAAGUCCAUCUAAGGCUGGAGACAGGGCUGCCACCGACCCCAUCUCCCUCCUUCAUGAGAAGGUCCAGCACUGGUCCAAAUCUCAUCAGAACAUCUCCUGGGCUGACGAACCAGACAGCCCGGUAGGGGAUGUGGCUUGAUGCCGUUAGUGACGAUGAUUGCCAGGGUGACGACAAGGGCACCCCAGAGGAAGCUGAGUGCCCGAUCUCCCCACAAGCCUCACCCACCUGCUACACACAGCGGAGUGAGGAGUUCAGGAAGCUCUUCAAAGACCUGCCAGAGUCUGAGAUGCUCGUAAUGGACUGCGCCUGCGCUCUCCAGAGAGACAUCUUGCUGCAAGGGCGGCUCUACCUCUCAGAGGGCUGGCUGUGCUUUCAUACCAAUGUCUUUCGGGGCACAACGCUGAAGGUGCCCUUGAAAAUCAUCACUGCCGUAUCCCGGGAGAAGACGGCCAUCUUCAUCCCUAAUGCCAUCCAGAUCUGCACUGACGCCGAGAAGUUCUUUUUUACAUCCUUCUCAUCGAGGGAGAAGAGCUUCCAAAGCAUCUUCAGGAUGUGGCAGAACACGCUUCUGGACAAGCCUCUGACCAAGCCUGAGCUCUGGCACAUGGUCCUGCUGCACUAUGGAGGUGACGUGGGCCUGAGCCGUGAGGACAUGGAGAACGUUCUGGUAUCUGAGGCUACGAACCAGACCAGCAUGGCAGCACGGGCAGCUGGAGAGGAGCAUGCUGGGAGACGCGAGAGACCCACCUCCCUCCGUAUCCUGCCAACCAGUUUGCCAUCAGGGGGCAGAGGUUCCCCAGCUGGAGAGGAGCCACAGUCAUCAUCUCUGUCUGGGGGGGGCUCCGUGAGCACAGAGGGUUCGCGUUCUCCUGCAUCCCGCCACCGGACUUCAGAUACACCGUUUGACCGGACCGCCCCAGAAAGGGCAUCCAAACGGUUGGAGGUGCCGUUGGACCGGACCGCCCCAGAAAGGGCAUCCAAACGGUUGGAGGUGCCUCUGGACCGGACCGCCCCAGAAAGGGCAUCCAAACGGUUGGAGGUGCCUCUGGACCGGACCACCCCGGAAAGGGCAUCCAAACGGUUGGAGGUGCCUCUGGACCGGACCACCCCGGAAAGGGCGUCUAAGCGCCUGGAGUCCCCUCUGGACCAAACCACCUCUGAAAGGGGGUCUAAACGUUCUCAUUCUCCUCUGGAUCGAUCUUCCUCAGAAAGGGGGUCCAAAUGCCCUGAGACAACUCUGGACCUUAAUGAUAAUGAGGAUCGUGUCACGGAGGGCAGCAGCUCAGAAAGUGUGGAAGAUGAUGAGUCUAUAUGUCCGGCCCCUGUCCAGGGUAAAGUGUAUAUAAACCGGCUCUUCCACUUGAGUGCAGAAAAGAUGUUUGAGCUGCUCUUUACAGAUUCUCCUUUCAUCCGGAGGUUCAUGGCAACCAGAAAGGUGACAGGUAUCACCUUCACACCUUGGCAGAAGAAUGCCUCUGGUAACAUGAAAAGAACACUAAACUACACUGUCACCAUCAAUAAUCCACUCAUAGGGAAGUCCACCACAGCCACGGAGACCCAGACCCUCUACAGGGACACGCAAGUCGGACAGCACUACCUGGUGGAAGCAGAGGUCUAUACCCAUGACGUUCCGUACCAUGAUUAUUUCUAUACACUCAACCGUUUUUGCAUCUCCCACAACUCCAAGCAUGAAUGUCACCUCAGGGUCUACACAGACGUGAAGUACAAGAGACAGCCCUGGGGUUUGGUCAAAUCCUUCAUUGCCAAGAACUCCUGGAGUGGCCUGGCGGACUAUUUCCGACAUCUCGAGGCGGAGCUGCUGGAGGAGGUGGAGUCGGUGCCGGUGGGUGGGGACAGCAAGGCAGGUGGUGUGCGACGCCGUAGGAGGACCUACAGCCGCUCGGUGCCAGAGCAUUUCAAAACCAGCAAGCAGUUUGGUGUGGAGGCAGAUCUCCAUCGGGACCGACUCUCAGGUUCCCUGGACAGGAAGGGCCCACAACGAUGGAACAUCGGCAUGAUUGUGGUGGCUAUGAGCUUCAUACUGCUCAUCCUGACUAUACUGAAUCUGAGCCUCUUCCUGAAGUUGUGGGCCAUGGAAGAUGUGGCCCAGCGCAUGUACCUCAGCACCAAGCAGCGCCUCAGGGAGAGGGUGGAGUCCAGUCUAACCCCAGAAGCAGAGCCCCGUCGGUAUCCUCCUCUCAGGGAUAUGGAGGAGACCCACUUGCUGAGGUCUGUGCUGCAGGACUCCAUUGACCUGCUGGAACAGCUGCGCAGCUCUCUGGUGCUUCUGCAGCAGAGCUUCAACGUACAGAAUGAGACCGGCCCCCCAGACUGAAGUUCCUCCUCUAGACUGAAGUCCUGCCUCCAUAUUUGAGCCACACAUUCAGGGUACAGCCCUGCCCCUGGAGAAGUGUGUAAUAUGGGUCUGCUGGUCUUCCAUGUCGUCCUCGAAUGAAGCGUGUUGUACGUAUUAUGACGAGUCAUAAAUGUCCCACGUCUUUUGUACUAUAACCUUCAGCUGAAGGUGUGUUUCUUGUAAACUGGUUCUGCUGGUGGAACCAGAAGCCGACACCAGCACUGGGCUUUGACUGUGAUCAUUUUAAAUUUUGAUUUAAUUUCUCAGUUAGCUUUUAGAUAUGGUAUUUUUAUUUUGGUGAGCACAGAGUAAUUUAGUCCAGUUGAAAUGGAGGCUGUGAUCCUCUGUGCUCCUAUCCCAUUUCUCACGCUUCUCUGAAGUGUGCCUAUGAUUUUAUACGUGAACUUUUUAAGAUGAAGGUCGAUCCUCCCUUACUGAAUUUUUAACGAGCCGCCGCCUCCGUCUGCUGUUUCUGUUUAACCGUCUUGUUUCUGUGUUUGUCUGCAUUGGGAGCGUGCGUGUUUAUUUCAGUUCCAUAGUUAAAUGUGACCCGUGCUGUUGACCCACUGUGACACCCGCCCAUUGCUUUCUAAUAAAGGUUUUCGCAUC
Brienomyrus brachyistius is the source of this 3137-nucleotide messenger RNA. RefSeq names its product GRAM domain containing 1c (gene gramd1c). Gene Ontology annotation, molecular function: sterol transfer activity; sterol binding. The record is from RefSeq and is a predicted model, not a curated record. Gene Ontology annotation, biological process: intracellular sterol transport. The transcript has 18 exons. Gene Ontology annotation, cellular component: endoplasmic reticulum-plasma membrane contact site; plasma membrane; endoplasmic reticulum membrane. The coding region runs from base 300 to 2507 and encodes 735 amino acids. Lineage: Eukaryota; Metazoa; Chordata; Actinopteri; Osteoglossiformes; Mormyridae.